AUGAGCUCCCUUUCCUUACCAUAUACCUUUCCACGUGCUCCAUCUGUGGAUCCAGAAAUUCAAGCACUACCACGAGAUGUUCAAGUCAGUAGAGACCUUGAGAUCAAAGUCACAUAUUCUGUUCCACAACCUAAAGUGACAAAACAACCAUACGUCAAACGAGCCGAAAGUGCUGAAAAUAGCCCUGAAGCGAUUCUGAUUACUCAAGAUGAUCCGUUGGACGAUAUUCUUAGUGCAUCCCAAAAUGCCAUCGAAGCAUAUAUAUUGGACAUGCCUUACACCAAGAUGCAUGCACCAGCAGAACCAAAGACACCUCCCCCACUCAACAAGAAGAGAUCUCGUAAGAUACUUGAGCAGGCCCCAAGUGGCAGAGAACUUGAGAAUGCACAAAGAAGCGCAAAAGUUAGAAAAACCCCAGUGAAGGAAAGUUUGAAGAAGACUGUGCUAAAACAGGAACAUGAAAAACAUCAUGACGACGAACAGGAAAUCUCAUCAAAAGACCAAUUGGCCUGUCACGCGGAAAACAUCAUGAGAAUGGCUGUGGACUCCACGAUGUUGAGCUCUUUCAACAACAGUUUCUCUUCAACCUUCUCAAACAUGCAUGAAGACUCCCUUAGAAGAAACGACGGCGAUACAAGCUUCCCAGGUAAAGCUCCUCCAAUGCUUGACAAACUGAGGAGCACACUUGUUGAGAUCAGUGCUCUGGAUUUGGAAAAAGCCGUCAAUGAGCCAUAUUUUAAGUGA
This is a messenger RNA of Candidozyma auris, 744 nucleotides long. RefSeq lists its product as uncharacterized. The coding region runs from base 1 to 744 and encodes 247 amino acids. Lineage: Eukaryota; Fungi; Ascomycota; Pichiomycetes; Serinales; Metschnikowiaceae. The record is from RefSeq and is a predicted model, not a curated record. The transcript has a single exon.